Pleuronectes platessa (European plaice) is the source of this 3344-nucleotide messenger RNA. Its product is annotated as immunoglobulin-like and fibronectin type III domain-containing protein 1. The coding region runs from base 10 to 3150 and encodes 1046 amino acids. The transcript is spliced from 17 exons. Gene Ontology annotation, molecular function: protein binding. The record is from RefSeq and is a predicted model, not a curated record. Lineage: Eukaryota; Metazoa; Chordata; Actinopteri; Pleuronectiformes; Pleuronectidae.
GAGAAGCAAAUGGAGCCGGAUGAGAAGGUCUGGGAGAUUCUGAUGAGCGCAGACAAGAAAGACUAUGAGCAGAUCUGCAUUGACCACGGCCUCACCGACUUCCGAGGAAUGUUGAAGAAACUCAACGAGAUGAAGAGAGAGAGGGAGGAGGAGAUAGCGGAGUUUGUGACACAAAUCAGUACGCUCAAACACAUCGCGGUCAACGACGACGACUGUGCGACAAUUGAGCUGGACAUGGACCUCAAAGAUCCCGCCAGCAAACUGUUCCUGUAUAAGGAUGGCGUCAUGAUUCCUUUCUCCCUCGAUGAAAGCGAUAAAGCGAAGCACAGCUUGAAACAAGUGGGCAAGAAAUACACAUUCAAAAUUCACGGGUUAGGCUCCGGCGAUGCUGGACUCUACUCGGUGGAUGUCGGGGGCGUCAAUGUGUUUUCCACAGACUUUAAAGUCCCUGAAGUGGACUUUGCAGUGAAAAUACAAGAGGUCAAGGCAGAAGAACGAGAGGACGCCCUUUUCCAAUGUGUCCUGACCGCCCCCAUGAACGAGAUCGCAUGGUAUGGUAAAAGCGCCCCGCUGUCAAACAGUGAGAAAUACGAAAUCAGUGUGUCUGAAGAUAAGCUGAUCCACAAGCUGAUUGUGAGGGACUGUCUGCCUCUGGACGCUGGGAUCUAUGCCGCUGUGGCAGGCAUCAAGUCAUGCAACUGCUGGCUUGUAGUUGAAGACCUGAUCAAAAUAGCUAAAGAGCAGCAGGAAAGAUACGAUAAAGAAAUGGUAGUAAAACUGGAAAAUGCCAAAAAGGCUCAGGAAGAGAGAGAAGCUGCAGAAGUCAUCUCUCAAGCGGAGGCUCAAGUAGCUAAAAAGGCAGCAGCUGAGGAGAAAGCUGCGGCCAAGGCUAAGGCCAAGGCUGCUGCCAGGUCGAGGAAGGCAUCAAAGGAGGAGAAGGAGGAGAAGCAGGAGUACGAGGAGUACGAGGAGCAGGAGGAGCCGGAGGAGCAGGAGGAGCAGGAGGAGAAGGAGGAGAGGGAGGAGAAGGAGGAGAUGGAGGAGAAGGAGGAGAGGGAGGAAGAUCCAGGAGUUCACUUUCAUGCUGGGCUCUCGGACUGCAAAGCCAUUAUCGGAGAAGCAGCAGAGCUGGAGUGCAAAGUGAGCCGUGAGGAGUGUCAGGGAAUCUGGUACAAAGACGGAGACGAGAUUAAAACAUCCGAGGGUAUAACCAUUUCCAAAGACGGAACCUUCCACAGGCUGAAAAUUCACAAAGUAACAGAGGAAUUUGGUGGAAAAUAUAAAUUUGAAGCAGAUGGACGUAAAACAGAGGCCCUCAUCCUUGUUGAAGAUCCACCGAGGUUCGAUGCUGAGGAACUGGAAGCGUUUAAAACUCCUGUCACAGUGAAAAAGGGACAAAAGGCAACCUUCAAAUUACCGUAUAUCGGCCGGGAUCCUAUCAAAGUUCAAUGGUACCUCGAGGGUCAGGAGCUAGCGGAUGAAUCAAACAUCAAGAUUGAGCACACGGAGGGCAGCAGCCGCCUGCUUCUCAACAAGCUGCAGCGCAAAGACAGUGGUGAAAUCAAGAUUAAACUCAAAAACGAGUUUGGCACUGUUGAGGCCUUAAGCCAGCUUCUUGUACUGGCGUACCCUGGUCCUCCAUCGGCACCGAAGGUUGUCAGCGCUUUCAAGAACUGCAUCAACCUCUCCUGGACUCCUCCCUCCGACACCGGAGGAACUAAUAUCCUGGGAUACAACGUGGAGAAACGCAAGAAGGGCAGCAACCUGUGGGGCCAAGUCAACCCUGCCGAUGAAAUGAUCAGAGCCAAGGUCUAUGGUGUUAAAGAUGUGGUUGAGGGCAUGGAGUACGAAUUCCGCGUGGCAGCCAUUAAUGACUCUGGAGCGGGUGAACACAGUUCACCGUCUGAGUUUGUGUUUGCCAGAGACCCUAAAAAGCCUCCUGGUAACGUCAUCGACUUCAAAGUGACAGACUCCACCUACACAACCCUGUGCCUGUCUUGGACCAAGCCCAAGGAAAUUGAGGGGGUUGAGGAUGAAGCCAAGGGAUAUUUUGUGGAGAUCAGACCUGCAGAAAACACCGAGUGGGAUCGCUGCAAUUCAAACGCAAUCACCAUGACUUCCUACACAGUCAAAGGCAUGAAGUCAAUGGCCAUGUACUGGGUGAGAGUACAUGCUACUAAUGAUGGAGGAGACGGACCGUAUAAGGAACUCGACAACUACAUCCUGGCUAUGCCUCCUCCUGUGAGGCCACGAUUCACAGAUGCAAAGAUCAAGAGCUUCAUGGUGGUGAGAGCCGGAAACUCCGCUCGAAUCAACAUGAACUUUGAGGCCUCCCCUUGGCCUGAUGUCACCUGGCUGAAGGACGGCAUGCCCGUGUCUAAGAAAGUGACCAUCAGCAACGCAGAGGCCACGUCCCAGCUCCUGAUUCCGUCCUCCGAGCGCGCAGACACCGGAAUCUACACAAUCAUCGUCAAGAACAUUGUCGGCCAAGAAACAUUCAGCAUAGAAAUGAGAGUCACAGAUGAACCGAAGCCGCCAGGUCCCCUGGAGCUCGAUGAGAACGUGCCCGGCACCGUGACCAUUUCAUGGGACGCGUCUCCGGAUGAGAAACGCGACGACAGGCUGCACUACAUGGUGAUGAAGCGGGAUUCGAACAAAAGAGCCUGGCACACCAUCGCAGACCACAUCUUCAACAACAAAUUCACGGCCUGCAACAUCCUGCCAGGCCGGGAAUACCAGUACAGGGUCUACGCGAAGAACGACAUGGGCUCGUCCAAACCGUCUGAAUCAGCAAAGUGGCUGAUUCAUGCCAAAAAACAAAAGUUCACUGUGACCGUGCCGGAGACGAGAGCCUGUAAUCUGCAGUGCGCCCCGAGGUUCAUUGUCCCACUGAAGAUGCACACGGCUCCUCAAGGGUACGAGUGCUACAUGAGCUGCGCGGUGAAAGGAGACCCCACGCCUCAUGUCACAUGGCUCCGCGACAACAUCAGUCUGAACACCAACACCAACUACUUCAUCUCCAACACCUGUGGGGUGUGUUCUCUGCUCAUACUGAGGGUCGGAACCCACGACACCGGCGAGUACAAGGUUGUUGCAGAAAGCUCCCUGGGGAGGGCGGAGUGCGCCACUAAACUGACAGUCAGAGAAUAAGACAACACACUGAAGAGGAUGGGAGUUCUGUAAAACCCCAAACAGGAGCCAGGUUUUUGGGAGAUUCACAUGAGUUAAGCCUGAUCUGUCACUGUGGGUAGAUUAUAAGUCAGAAUAAAGUCUGAAUCAAACUGUUGUUGCUGAGGUAAAAGCCACAAAUGUGUUGUUUGUUUUGAUUUCAAAUGUGCAACCUC